GUAAAGACUGCGCGGGUAGCCUGUGCACGCGGGUCAUACAUUGUUAUGAAGAUUGCUUGCAAGUUACUUGCUGAAACAUAUUUGUAACUAGUUUAUUCACAACUAAACAAAAAUGGCAGAUUCACAAGACGACAAGCUUUACAAAGCGGAGUAUGCGAAAAGUGGACGGGCAUCUUGCAAAAAAUGCAAAGAAAAUAUUGCUAAAGACUCCCUUCGAAUGGCAAUAAUGGUGCAGUCUCCCAUGUUUGAUGGUAAAGUCCCACACUGGCAUCACUUCUCCUGUUUCUGGCUGCGGGCAGCAGUGCAGUCAUCGGCGGACAUUUCUGGUUUCUCGGGCCUUCGCUGGGAGGACCAGGAGAAGGUGAAGAAAGCCAUUGAGUCUGGGGGCGCCACCGGAGGAAAGAGUGGACAGAAAGGAGGAGCCAAAGGAGAGAAGACUCUGAAUGACUUUGCAGUGGAGUACGCAAAGUCAAACCGGAGCACCUGCAAGGGCUGUGAGCAGAAAAUAGAGAAAGACCAAAUCCGUGUGUCCAAGAAGUCUGUGGACCCGGAGAAGCCGCAGCUGGGCCUGAUCGACCGCUGGUACCACACGGCCUGCUUCGUGAGCCGGCGGGAGGAGCUGGCCUUCAGGCCCGACUGCAGCGGCGCCCAGCUCAAAGGCUUUGCCGCGCUCAAAGCCGAGGACAAGGAGGAGCUGAAGCAGAGGCUGCCGGCGGUGAAGGCGGAAGGAAAGAGGAAGGCAGAAGAAGUUGAUGGCGAGACAGCCAAGAAGCAGAAGAAGGAUGAGAAACAGGAGAAGCAGUUUGAAAUGCGAUUGAAGGAGCAGAGCCAGCUGAUCUGGAGCAUCAAGGACAAGCUAAAGAAUUUCUGCUCCACUAACGAUAUGAAAGAACUGCUCAUUGCUAAUGGACAGGACGUCCCUUCAGGCGAGUCAAACAUCAUGGACAGUCUAGCAGAUUGCAUGGCCUUUGGAGCUCUGAAACCAUGUGAGGAAUGCGAGGGCCAGCUGGUGUUCAAGAGCGAUGCAUACUACUGCAACGGUGACAUCUCUGCCUGGACCAAGUGUGUGUUCAAGACCCAGAUACCCAACCGCAAGGACUGGGUCACGCCCAAGGAAUUCCACGAGAUUCCUUUCCUCAAGAAGUUCAAGUUUAAGCGUCAGGACCGGCUGUUCCCCAAAAUUGAGGCCGUGUCCGCUCCAAAGACUGCGCCAUCUACUGCUGGCGUAUCUAGUGCCCCUCUUGAACCCACGCCUGCUCCCAUACCAUCAGACAAACCGCUGACGGGGAUGAAGAUCCUGGCGGUGGGGAAACUGGGGAAGAACAAGGACGAGCUGAAGGCCGCCGUGGAGGAGCUGGGAGGGAAGAUCACUGGGACGGCCAACAAAGCUUCGGUCUGCGUCAGCACCAAGAAGGAGGUCGAGAAGCUGAGCAAGAAAAUGGAGGAGGUGAAGGCAGCUGGCGUGCGGGUGGUGUCUGAGGAGUUCCUCACUGACAUAAAGUCUUCUGGCAAGGCCCUGCAGGAGCUCAUCUUCCUCCAUGCCAUAUCCCCCUGGGGGGCAGAGGUCAAACUUGAAACCCCUGCCCCCACCACAGCCUCCAAGACCAGCGGAGCUAAUGCCGGGAAGAGCACCGGCAGAGUCAAGGAGGAGGAAGGUGGUUCCAAAGCCAAGAAGAUGAAGCUAACGGUUAAAGGAGGGGCAGCAGUGGACCCAGAUUCAGGUCUUGAGAACUGCGCUCAUGUCCUGGAUCAGAACGGUAAGAUCUUCAGUGCCACCCUGGGGCUGGUGGACAUUGUCAGAGGCACCAACUCCUACUACAAACUGCAGCUGCUGGAGGAUGACGUGCAGAAGCGGUAUUGGGUAUUCAGGUCUUGGGGUCGGGUGGGCACCACCAUUGGAGGAAAUAAGCUGGACAAGUUCUAUGACAAGAACUCUGCUAUGGACAACUUUCGCAACCUGUAUGAGGAGAAGACUGGGAACUCCUGGACCUCCACCAACUUCACCAAAUACCCCAACAAAUUCUACCCUCUGGAGAUAGACUAUGGACAGGAUGAGGAAGCCGUGAAGAAACUGACAGCCAGUGCAGGCACAAAGUCGCAGCUUCAGAAACCCGUGCAGGAGCUCAUCCGCAUGAUCUUCGAUGUGGAGAGCAUGAAGAAGGCCAUGGUGGAGUUUGAGAUUGAUCUGCAAAAGAUGCCCUUGGGAAAGCUGAGCAAAAGGCAGAUCCAGAGUGCGUACUCCAUUCUGAGUGAGGUGCAGCAGGCGGUGUCUGAUAGUGCUUCCGAGUCUCACAUCCUGGACCUGUCCAACCGCUUCUACACACUAAUACCUCACGACUUUGGGAUGAAGAAACCACCUCUUUUGAGUGACCUGGACUACAUUCAGGCCAAAGUCCAAAUGUUGGACAACCUUCUGGAUAUCGAGGUGGCCUACAGUCUCCUCAGAGGUGGAGCUGAAGACAAUAAGAAGGACCCCAUUGACAUCAACUAUGAGAAACUGAAGACCAGGAUUGAAGUUGUUGACAAAACAUGUGAGGAAGCCGAGAUUAUUCUACAAUACGUCAAGAACACACAUGCUGCUACCCACAAUACCUAUACACUUGAAGUCGAGGAGAUUUUCAAGGUGAAAAGGGAAGGCGAGUACCAGCGUUACCGGCCUUUCGAAGACCUGCCCAACCGGCAGCUGCUGUGGCACGGCUCCCGCGCCACCAACUACGCCGGUAUCCUGUCUCAGGGACUGCGCAUCGCGCCCCCCGAGGCCCCUGUGACUGGUUACAUGUUUGGCAAAGGUGUGUACUUUGCUGACAUGGUAUCGAAGAGUGCAAACUACUGCCACACCUCCCAGUCUGACCCCGUGGGCCUCAUCCUGCUGGGAGAAGUCGCCCUCGGCAACAUGCAUGAACUGAAGAAGGCAUCACAUAUCACAAAAUUACCUAAGGGUAAACACAGUGUGAAAGGAUUGGGUAGAAAUGCUCCUGACCCCAGUGCUACAGUCACUUUAGAUGGGGUACAGGUGCCCCUUGGUAAAGGAAUCAACACCAAUAUUGAAGACACAAGCCUUCUCUACAAUGAGUAUAUUGUGUAUGAUGUGGCACAAGUGAACUUGAAAUACCUGCUGAAGAUCAAGUUCAACUACCAGACAUCCCUGUGGUGAAGCCCCAUCGUCAAAGGGCCAGCCGGCACCAUUGCUCUGCCAGGGCCUCAAUGUCCCAUCCCACAAUGCAGACAUCUGUGAUAAAGGAGCCAGUGAUAUCCAAGACCCAACCACUUUCUUUUUCUCCUUUCGGUAGUUUGAAAUCUCGACUGUUCAGAGGAUAUUACUCUAGAUAAUGGCUUGGAAUCUGUGCACAGCGAGAUUUGUGCUUCUCAUUUGUUUGACCUCAACCUUGAAUUACAACAAUAUAUUGAAAACAACAUCUCAGUGCAAUUAUCCAGGGUGACUUAGUUUAGAUAUCUGUCAAGAGUGGAACGCUUACCUUGGGUAAGAAUCUAUUUCAAAAUGUAAAAUUUCUCACUUUCCUGUGCCGCUAGUCCUAGGUAGUAGGAAGAGGAGGAGGAGUAGGCGUAGACGUAUUCUCAAACAUGAUUCUCUCAAUAUGCAAUGACGUCCAAGGUCAGAGAGAAUAUUGCAUAUUGUCAUAAAGAAGAUAUUUAAUACCCUUUCAUGGUUUGGUGGGUGAAAUUGGUGCACUUGCUCCUGCCAAUUGUUGGCACAUGAGAACUGACAAAAAAAGAAACAGCCUAGGAUUAACAUGAAGCACUGUUUGUGGUAUUAAUCUAAUCUGUGCAUUCAGCAAAGGGUAUUCAUUUUAUGAACAGAUUCAGUUUCUACUGAAUUUAGCAGUAGCUGACCGUUAUUACUGUAGUGUUCCUCGUAUAAAUGUUAACAGUAACAUGUAGGCUGUUCAUAAUGAAAGUGCAUACAGGGUUGCAAUUGUAUUUGUUUUGUUAUAUUUGUUUUCUCUGCCACAAAGACUGAAACGGUAAUAUAAUUAAAAUGUUUCGGUCUACUGCAUUCAAGGUUUCCUUUUUUUCCAGAAAGAAAUGUUUUUAGCAUUGUAAGAUUGAUUUUCAAUUCACUGUUACUCCUUUUGUUUUUGCACAGAAUAAAGCCUGUUAAUCUUUCUCCUUA
Conger conger (European conger) is the source of this 4132-nucleotide messenger RNA. It is a transcript of the gene parp1, whose product is annotated as poly (ADP-ribose) polymerase 1. Lineage: Eukaryota; Metazoa; Chordata; Actinopteri; Anguilliformes; Congridae. The record is from RefSeq and is a predicted model, not a curated record. Gene Ontology annotation, molecular function: NAD binding; NAD+ poly-ADP-ribosyltransferase activity; DNA binding. Gene Ontology annotation, cellular component: nucleus. The transcript has 23 exons. The coding region runs from base 113 to 3154 and encodes 1013 amino acids.